GUAUGAAAACCGCGGUGAUCCAAGUGUAUCGUAUAUUUUAAUGUUAUAACAUUAUCAUCAAUCUAUUCAUUCGUUAGAACAUUAUUGUAACGGCGCGCAAACACGUUUUGACGAGUGUCUGUGUUGGGUGCUAUAGGUGCUUAUUAUAGUAUAAGUAGCUACCUACGAUCAUGUCGACGGCGGUAAUGAUGCCAUUGAACUUCAAGCACAUCGUGUACAAUCACUUAUCGUCAUUUUCGUCCGUGACCAAAACUCACUAACGUUUAAUUUAUCGUGUAAUGAAGAUUAUUUGUGCGAUAUUCGCUGCGGUCAUUGUUGGGCAAUUGGCUAUGCCGUAUGCAUCCGUGUACGGUAGCAUCGACGCUAAACGACUGUAUGACGAUCUGCUCAGUAACUACAACAGGCUCAUCAGACCCGUCGGCAACAACUCUGACCGGUUGACGGUAAAAAUGGGUCUAAAAUUGUCACAAAUCAUCGAAGUAAAUUUAAGAAACCAAAUUAUGACAACAAACGUAUGGGUUGAGCAAGAAUGGAAUGACUAUAAACUUAAAUGGAACCCCGAAGAUUACGGAGGAGUAGAUACUCUACACGUACCAUCUGAGCAUAUUUGGUUGCCAGACAUAGUAUUGUACAACAACGCUGAUGGCAAUUACGAAGUGACAAUAAUGACGAAAGCAAUACUACACUACACGGGAAAAGUCGUUUGGAAACCGCCAGCCAUUUACAAAUCAUUCUGUGAAAUAAACGUCGAGUACUUUCCGUUCGACGAGCAGACGUGUUCUAUGAAGUUUGGAUCAUGGACGUACGACGGAUACAUGAUGGACUUACGGCACAUUUCACAGGCGCCCGACUCGGACGUAAUCGAAGUGGGCAUCGACCUGCAGGACUAUUACCUAUCGGUUGAGUGGGACAUCAUGGGCGUACCGGCUGUGAGACACGAAAAGUUUUACGUCUGUUGCGAGGAACCGUACCUGGACAUAUUCUUCAACAUCACGCUUCGGAGGAAGACGCUGUUCUACACGGUCAAUUUGAUCAUACCGUGCGUGGGCAUAUCGUUCUUGUCCGUGUUAGUGUUCUACCUGCCGUCUGAGUCCGGCGAAAAGGUGUCGCUGUGCAUAUCGAUAUUACUUUCGCUCACUGUGUUCUUCCUGCUACUGGUCGAGAUCAUACCGCCCACGUCGCUCACCGUGCCCUUGUUGGGCAAAUACUUACUCUUCACCAUGGUCCUAGUCACGUUGUCCGUGUUUGUCACCGUAGCCGUUCUGAACGUUAACUUCAGGUCACCGGUAACACACAAGAUGAGACCAUGGGUGGUGAAGCUAUUCAUUCAGAUCCUACCCAAGGUGUUGUUCAUUGAGCGGCCCAAGAAGGGAGACUCGAUCGACGAGGAUGACGACGACGAUGACGAAAAGCACGGCGAAAUCCUGUCGGGCGUGUUCGACGUGCCGUCUGAAAUCGAUAAAUACUUGGGCUACAACCGCGGUUACAGUUUCGAUUAUGAUGUACCGCCGCCGCUACCAUCCUCCAGGUUCAUCGAUGCCAGGGCCGUGUGCGUCGGUGGUGUGAGCGGAGGCGCAGGCGUGAGCGCCGGUGCGGGCACCGUGACCGGGUCCAACGACACGGUAGUGAACAUGGCGUCGGACGAGGACGAGGACGCGAUCGAGCUCGACGCUGAAGACGAGUACGACGACAUGUUCAGCCCGACGACCACGACGGACGACGGUCUGGCCAGCCCGACGUUCGAGAGCCAUCACCACCAUCACCAGCACCAACACGGGUGUCCGGUGGACCAGCAGCCCAGGCACGACCCGGCCAUGCAGACCAUCCAGGAUGCAAAGUUCAUUGCUCAACACGUCAAGAACCAAGAUAAGUUCGACGAGGUGAGUGACUUGUGCGACGGCAUGCGAAAUAUGUCGGUCGUGACUUUUACAUUUGAAACCUGCAACGUAGAAACUCCGAUGAUCCUGAGCAGAGAACUGUAUGAUCUUGAAUUUAGGUGGUUAAGUGACGGAAAAGAGUAUGAGAGAGUCGUUUUGCAAGCAGACAGUGUGAUUUUUGAGAACGUCCCCCCACUGUACAGUUAGCUACAUGACAAUAUUAUAUUAUCGAUAUUUGUAUACCUUAUCAUCGUUACUUACUCAACUUAACAGAUGAUUUUUUGUUCGAAUGGUUUUCUUAAUUUUAAUCCUAGUACUC
Messenger RNA from Melanaphis sacchari, 2196 nucleotides. RefSeq names its product acetylcholine receptor subunit alpha-like 1. Gene Ontology annotation, biological process: chemical synaptic transmission; signal transduction; monoatomic ion transmembrane transport. NCBI's taxonomy places the organism in Eukaryota, Metazoa, Arthropoda, Insecta, Hemiptera, Aphididae. Gene Ontology annotation, cellular component: neuron projection; synapse; postsynaptic membrane. The record is from RefSeq and is a predicted model, not a curated record. Gene Ontology annotation, molecular function: transmembrane signaling receptor activity; acetylcholine-gated monoatomic cation-selective channel activity. The coding region runs from base 279 to 2084 and encodes 601 amino acids. The transcript has 7 exons.